Molecule: messenger RNA, 1119 nt
Organism: Cylindrotheca closterium
Lineage: Eukaryota; Bacillariophyta; Bacillariophyceae; Bacillariales; Bacillariaceae
Source: the annotation of a GenBank genome assembly
AUGGAUUAUUCAGAUAUCACAGCACCUUUCGAUCUUUCAUGCCAUCAUUCCUCAUGCUUCCAACAGCAGCUGCAUCCAGAUCUCCCACGAAAAGCAUUGAAUUGUGACUUUUCGAACACAAGCAACUCCUCACCAGUCCGUUCGGACACUCUUCAAAGGUUGCCCUUCUCAGACACCGUUUCCUCCUUUAGCAUGGACUUUGACUGGGCUAGCAGUGAAUUAUCUCCGAAUGAUGUUGGUACGCAUUCAUCACUUGAGCACUCUGCGUUGGAACCUUGUCCAAUUGAUGAAAUCAAGAUGAAAGUAUUGCAAAAUCGCUCAAAUGGGAAAACACAACAGGAGCAUCACAUGAAAACCUUGUUAAGUAUUAUCUUCCGUCCGGAAUCGGCGAAAAGUGGCCCACUUGGUCAUCCAUCCACCGCUAUUAUGCGGACGCAUAUUGCUGGAAGUUGCAGUCCCAUUGACUCUGGUGCCGAACGGGGUUUGGGUCCAUUUACGGGCAACGUCUUGUUGCGCCCUAUCAAGAAGCAACGCGUAAUGACAUCAGCUAUGAACAAGGAUUACUCGUCCACGACUUCGGUUCUCCACAUUGCAGAAGAUUCACUGAAUCAGUUUGGACGUUUCAGAGACUAUCAGAGUGGGCAGUGGUCUCUUCGCUUCAGGGAAUUGGAUCAGUUCCGCUUACUAAUGGGUCAUUGCUGUGUUCCCCAUGGUUAUCAGGCAAAUCCAGCAUUGGCACGAUGGGUCAAACGUCAACGCUAUCAAUACAAACUUCGCGCAGAGGGAAAGUCUAGUACAAUGACCAUUGAACGCAUUUCGGAACUGGAAAGACUUGGUUUUGUCUGGGAUUCCCAUGGAGAGGCUUGGAUGGAGCGAUUUAAUGAGCUGCACGAGUACUUCUUGAAACACGGAAGCUGCAAUGUGUCGAGUAAUUAUACUAGCUCUUGUGGAAGGCAGCUAUCGUCUUGGGUCAAGUGUCAACGAAGGCAAUACAGGAUGUACAAGGAAGGUGUUCCCUCAACUUUGAGUCCUGAUCGAAUUUCCAACUUGGAAAGCAUUGGGUUUGAAUGGGAAUUGAAAUUAUGUCGCAACACGACUUCUCCAAGCUCCGCAUCAUAG